Molecule: messenger RNA, 831 nt
Organism: Aspergillus affinis
Lineage: Eukaryota; Fungi; Ascomycota; Eurotiomycetes; Eurotiales; Aspergillaceae
Product: putative mitochondrial genome maintenance protein Mgm101
Exons: 2
Coding region: 1-831 (276 amino acids)
Biological process (GO): recombinational repair; interstrand cross-link repair
Cellular component (GO): mitochondrial chromosome; mitochondrial nucleoid
Molecular function (GO): single-stranded DNA binding
Source: RefSeq, a predicted model, not a curated record
AUGUCGCUCCCUCGUCUCUCCCUCUCCAUCCGAUCCGCAGAGUCUCUGCUCCACCGAGCACCGACUACGCGCCUUUCCCUCCCCCGCCGAUCCAUCACGCACUCCGCCACAUCCAGACAGCAACAACAACCUCCCCGACCAGCGACCAGCACCAACCCGACCUCUCCCACACCCUCCCCCGCCCAAGAGCGCGCCUCGCGCAUCGCCUCUCAGACCCCCUCGCACCAGACCACGGGCAACAUCUCGAAGACCGGCCUCUCCGACAAGCCGCUAGAGCUGGACGUCUCGACGGAGGAGAAGAUCGACUGGACGCGGUCCUUCCACGGACUCAGCGCGGAGCCCUUCCCCAAGGAAACCGCCGACGUGCUCCUGGCCCCGACCGACCCCGGCGAAGUCGAGAUCAAGCCCGACGGCAUCCUCUACCUGCCUGAGAUCAAGUACCGGCGGAUUCUGAACCGCGCGUUCGGGCCCGGCGCGUGGGGACUCGUGCCGCGCAGCGAGAGCAUCGUGACGCCGAAGACGGUGACGAGGGAGUACGCGUUGGUGUGUAAUGGGCGACUUGUGUCCGUCGCUCGGGGCGAGCAGGAUUACUUCACGCCCGAUGGCAUCCCCACCGCCACCGAGGGGUGUCGGUCCAAUGCGCUAGUCCGCUGCUGCAAGGACCUAGGCAUUGCCAGCGAGCUCUGGGACCCUCGAUACAUCCGCAAGUUCAAGGCGGAACACACCCGGGAGGUGUUCGUCGAGCACAUCGUGAACAAGAAGAAGUCCAAGAUCUGGUUGCGAAAGGAUGAUCCGGUGUCGUACCCGUGGAAGGAGACGAAUUCCCGGUGA